ACUCGUUACGCGUGCGGAUCGGAAAACAGGCGACAAAACCCACGUUCUUCCCAGAACACGCAAACAGGUCGCAGGGCAGAGAUAACGGCGAGAGGCCGAACAAUGGGGAGACCUAUAUAACGCAAGGACGCCGGUAAACAAGCCAGUUCACAGUCUGCAACUGUCGGGAGAGAGAGAGAAGCUGGGCAACAUGAAGCUGCUCGCCGCUGUGAUUCCCCUGCUCGCCAUCACUCUGAAGGCAAGAAACUGUUUGGGCGUCAUCUGCAAUGAAUUUGGAUUCUUCUGUGCAGACGAAGAGCAUUUUGGUAUGUGCGUGGAUUACGCCAACGGGACAGUGAAAGCAGAUUUGAGUUUCCUGACGGAAUGCCCUUACAGCAUGGUGUGCAACGUAAACAGUGAUCCCGUGUGUGCAGAGCCGACUGCGACGUCAAACACAAGCCAGAGUGCAAACACAACAAACAUUGUUUCACCACAGAGUGCCAACACGACAAACCAAACCACUCCAGCCCCUGCCACUGCUGAUCAGUCGCAAGUCACCGAGGCAACACAAUCUGCUGGUACUCACAACAAAUAUAAUGUAUUAAAUAAUUAUUAUCACUUAAUUUUUAACAUCUUAAAAAAUAAUGUAAGUAACGAUUCGCUUAAAGAACCAACACUUGAAACCACAUUCAAUGACACAAGAAUAAUUUCAAAUAGUAGUAGAAGUAUUAAAGAUUUUAUCACAGAAAAAUUGUCACUUUUAAAAUAUAUUAUUUCUGAUAAGAAUGAAACUAAUCCAUUUGUGGCUAGAACAGUAGACAAUGUUGCAACCUUUUUCAAACAACUUGUUUCCUACUUUUAUAGGGCAGAAAAUGUUGCAGACAAUGGUACCUCUCUAUAUCAUCCCAAUUCUACUGCUCUUCUUAGAAAAUUAGAACACAUCUUGCAGCAGGAACGCACAAAGAACGCCUCAAUAUCAGCAAGGAACCUUUCAGAUAUCCAGCCGGAAUCUCAAGAAAUACUUAGAAAGCUUGCACUUUUUGAUUUACUUGGUCAAGUGAACUUUUCUGAUUUCCUCCUGAAUUUAGAAGCGUUAAAAAAUGAAAAAAUAAAACUUGUGCAAGAGAAGAUCGAACGUUCGAAACAGGCUGGCCAAACUGACUUCUCCGAUUUCCCGGAGCGUUUCCGGGCCGUAAAUGAAAAAAAAGUGAAGAUAAUAAAGGAAAUGAAGGAACUUUUAACACAGCUGGCUCAAUCAAAUAACAUUUCAGAGCUCCUUCAUCUAAAUCAAUCCUCAAUUGAAAAACCCCCAUCUACCGAAAAAUCAACAUACAGUGAAGAACAAAUAUCGACUGAAGGACCAACAUCCACUGAAGGACCAACAUCCACUGAAGGAGCAGCUUCCACUGAAGUAUUAACAUCUACUGAAGGAGCAACAUCUACUGAAGGAGCAACAUCUACUGAAGAAAAACCCGUAUCUAAUGAAGGCUCAACAUUAACCACAGAAAACACAUCAAAGUUCAGUGUCACUACUCAGCAACCAUUAACCACUUUGAACAGUACACCUAGAUACUCUGAAAUAUAUACAAACACUUGCCAACAGUUUCUGCAGACACUAAAUGAAAAAUUUUCAGAUCCGAAAAAUAACUCAAGUUAUGUGCAAGUCUUGUUCAGAAAUAUCUUAAAUAAUAUUCUGGAACGAAACACAAGUUCACUUUUCAACUCUGAUGUUUGUGCACAAUUUAUUUCUGAAAUACACAAAACUAACAAAGAAUUUGAAAUAACUACAGGAACUUUGUUUAAACUUUGGGGAAUAUCAAUAAAAAAUGCAAUCAUCUCAUAUAAGCUAAAUAAGCCCUCUAAAAUAACUACCAUUACACCGAUUAAUGAUCAAGUUCCUCUCAAUACAAACAGCCAAGUGGGAAACAAAAUAGAAAGUAUUCUAAGCAGAAUAAUUGCACACAAAAAUCAGAAGCACAACAUUACAAAAUUGCAUUCCACUUCAAAUUCAGAUGAGUCAGCUGAUUCCAGCAACCAAUCUCAGUCCAAAGAUUUAAAGAAAGAAGAGAAAAAAGCGGAAAAAUUAAAUAAAAAGUUAUCAGAGAAACGCUUGAAAAAUGAGAAAAAACUGACCCAAAAAAAGUUGUCAGAGAAACCCUCCAAAACAGAGAAAAAAGUGCACAAUGUCAAACACACUGAUAAGCUGAAAAAUAUAUCACAAGAAUCUGGGGACUCAAAGGAGAAUUCACAAGAUGAUAGUGAUUCAUGGGAAAAAUCAAAUGAGUCAGAUGAUUCUGAUUCUUCUGACUAAGCACAUCAUGGGUUAUGGCUUUGACUGAGUACUUACAGUAUUUAUACAUUUGUAAAACAUUUUCGAAGUACGUAGUAACUCCAUAUUAAAAAAACAUAUCAGUUACUGAAAAGUGAAAAAUGUUGUUUUAGUAUACAGUAAAACCCUUUGUCUGAAGUACCUAAUGACUGAGCUUCUCUGUGAUAUCUAAAAUAUCCUACAAUUUAAGGUUAUAUAGUUAUAAAAAUAUUCUUAGUAUAUUUGCACUAAAUUUUACAAAUUUUAUUUUCUGUGCGUGGAUUUUAUUUUUGUUUACACAAACAAAACAAAAGAAUGUAUUUUUCUUAUAUUCAGAAAAUAUUCAUAAUGGCUGAAAAUUAUCUGCAAUCUUCUUUCACCCUUUUCUUUUGCCACUUCGUCUGUUUAACUAGAAGUACAUAUAUUAAAAUGAAUCUAUCCAUCUAAAAUGUAUCUAUCUAUCAAUCAAAAUUUAGUGCAAUUGCUGUCUUUUUUUUUGUUAAUAGUGAUUACAAAACAAUUUGUCAAAAGUCUAUUAUGCAUAAAAAAACUAUUACCUUUUUUCAAGUUUUAAUGAUCUCUAUUCAACAGUGAAAAUGGGUUGGUUGACUAUCAUCAUUUUAGAAUGUAGCUCUUACACCAGCUGUUUAUCUGAUAACUUUGAAAGCCUUGGUUGUAUCUUAUAUAAAUUUGUUAAGGUAGAAUUUAAAAAAUUUACCUUAAAGGUAAAAAUUAUUGUUACUAGUUUUGAAAAGUGUGUCUAGCGCAAAGUGCAUUAUUGUUCACUAUUUAUUAAAAAAAAAUUAUGUAACUGUAAAUGAAAUCAUUGGUAUUAAAAUUAUAUGUUUAGAGAUGCUAUUAAUGUAAUUUUUAUGGUAAAACACUAAAUGUUUUGUCAAACAUUUUUAUUGUAAAUUAAAUUUAAUCCAAAAAAAACCAAUACAAACAGUGAUUAAUUCAACAAUAUUCAUGCAAAUUACAUAUGGCCAAGGAAAAAUUGUGGAAAAUGCUACUUAAAUUAUUUAAAUUAAAAAAAUCAAUUUCAAGAAAUACUUUACUAUUUGAUGUAACAUAUAUGUAACAUUAAAUAUUCAAUAUUGUUGAGACAAGGCAAGUUAGACACACUGUUUUGUAGUGAGUAUUACAAGAGUGUAAUGUAUUAUUGAUAAUUGUAUUAAAAAAAAAGUAAUUUUGCACUA
Molecule: messenger RNA, 3486 nt
Organism: Bacillus rossius redtenbacheri
Lineage: Eukaryota; Metazoa; Arthropoda; Insecta; Phasmatodea; Bacillidae
Exons: 2
Coding region: 191-2290 (699 amino acids)
Source: RefSeq, a predicted model, not a curated record